AUGGAAAAUCCUAAAAAAAGAUCAAUUGGAACAUCUGAAAAAACAAUUAAAAAAUUAAGCAUAAUUAAUUACGACAAAAUUGUUACCAACAAACCUAUAAAUGUUGAUAAAAAUAUAACAACUUCAAAUAAAAAGUUACAACAAUCACAAGAAGUGUCAAUGAAAGGCAAAGAACCGGAGAAGAUAGAGGAAGAAAAAUCAGAAAAAAAUAAUUUACCCACAGAUUUUUUUGAUGAUCCGACUAUGAAUAACAACAACAAUAAUAAUAGUAUUGGGAGCAGUAAUAGUUUGAAAGGUUCAAUAUCAACAACACAGGAGAAGUCAUCUAAUCAAGUUGAUGAACAAGAAUGGGUUAAAUUUCAAAAACUUAUAAGCAAAGAAACUCAAUUAAGUGAUCAAAUAGCUAAUGCAGAUGAUGAAGAAUUACAAAAAGAUAGAGAUGAGAUGCAAGAAAGAGAACAAGAAGGUUUUAUUAAAAGGUUAGAACGAUUAAAAGAGUUUGCUAAUAAUGUUCGUAAAUCCCGUGAAAUACGACAGUGA
This is a messenger RNA of Entrophospora sp. SA101, 540 nucleotides long. The record is from the annotation of a GenBank genome assembly. NCBI's taxonomy places the organism in Eukaryota, Fungi, Glomeromycota, Glomeromycetes, Entrophosporales, Entrophosporaceae.